CAUGGAUAUAUAAAUCAUAGCUAGCAAGAGAAUAGCUAUCAGUACACCGAGAGAGAGAGAGAGAGAGAGAGAUGGAGAGAUCAAGGAUAGCAGCGGCGCUGGUUGUUGCGCUUGUGGUUUGUGGGAUGGCUACUGCGGUGGCUCAGCUGUCACCGGUGGCUCAGCCGUCGCCGGCGACCAGCUUCAGAGACUGCUACAUCCCGUGCUUCAUAUUGUGCAUAGUGAUUCCUCCUCACUCUGCUUUUGGCUGCUCUCUCGACUGUCUAAGGAGCUGUAUCAUUCCACAAGCUCAUCAUGCCGCUGCCGCUGCCGCCGCCGCCGCCGCCACUCGUCCGGAAACCCGCCUCCAUUUCUGCAAGCUUGGAUGCGCUUCCUCUUUGUGCGCCAACAUCAGCACCAGGCAAAACCCUAGUGGAGAGAAAGUGGAAAGCUGUGUGGGUUCCUGCUCAGGGCUGUGCACCAGCAACUAGCCGCCUUGUGCCCAACAACAAAAACAACGUUGUAAUCUGCGGAGCGUAAUAGCUAGCAUGUCCAUGCGAAAUGCAACUUAAAUCAUGAUUCGUUCAACUCAAUGUUGAAUACUUGCAAGUGAAAAUGUUUCAGUUUCAUUGAUGUGAAAUAAGAAUGUGCCAUCUUGUUGUCCAAA
Molecule: messenger RNA, 646 nt
Organism: Diospyros lotus (date-plum)
Lineage: Eukaryota; Viridiplantae; Streptophyta; Magnoliopsida; Ericales; Ebenaceae
Product: thionin-like protein 2
Exons: 2
Coding region: 72-470 (132 amino acids)
Source: RefSeq, a predicted model, not a curated record